Messenger RNA from Aphanomyces astaci, 207 nucleotides. RefSeq lists its product as hypothetical. Lineage: Eukaryota; Oomycota; Saprolegniomycetes; Saprolegniales; Verrucalvaceae. The record is from RefSeq and is a predicted model, not a curated record. The transcript has 2 exons. Bases 1 to 207 code for a protein of 68 amino acids.
AUGAUUCAUACUCUUCACGACGCCCUCACCCGCGACGGGUUCCAACUGCCCCCCCUUCCCCCCGCCAACCCCUGGGUCGACUUUUGGAUCAGAUGUGCUGGACAUGAUCACCUUGUCGCCCCCAUGCAAGCCACGCCCGCGUUCAAGACGUUUCUUGGUCCGAUCCCGGAUGCCCGCCUCGCCGUACACAACAUUGCGCGAGUAUAG